UGUGUCUCCCCCUCCCACCGUGCCUCCACCACUACCACCCCUUUCCCGGUCCGCGAGCUAAGGAGGAUAAGAGAAAGAAGGGGGAAAAGCACUGCACGCCGCCCUCACGACAGUGGACCAUUCCAUACAAUCUACGGGCUACAGCUACCUACAUACCGCACACGCACUCACGCACAAACUUCCCUGUGCUAAACCCCCCUUACCUCGUGACGAAGCUGCGAGAACAGGAGGAGGAGGAGGAUCACAUUUGAGGCGGGGGAGAGGAUGUCUUCGAUUAGGAAUAAGCGUCAACAGGCUCGGAACGAGCGCAUACUUCAGGACCUUAUAAAGAGUGUUCCAGGGAAUGACCGCUGUGCGGAUUGUGGGACUAGGAAUCCGGGUUCGUUGCCUUGCUGUUCUCCAGACCCAUGCCUCCCUGAUUUUUCUGCCCUUUUUGCUUUUUUCCCCCGGUUUUCGUGGGAGGUUGGGGAAAGAGUGGGGACAAGAAGAAUCAAGCUACGCGCAGAUUUCCUUUGCUCCCUUUUACUUUUGUUUUCUCGUACUGACAGGGGGAUUUUUUCUUUCUUUCUAUAACAGCAUGGGCUUCUUGGAGUGUAAUUCGCCUUCCCCCCCUCCUCUGUUUUUGCUCUUUGUGCUUGGCUGAUGGUGGAACGCAAAGUUGGGCAUAUUCCUGUGCAUACGAUGCGCUUCGUUGCAUCGGAAGUUAGGUACUCAUAUUUCAAAGAUCAAGUCCAUAUCGAUGGAUAUGUGGACGAAUGAGCAGAUUGAUGUAUCACUUCACUUACCCUUUGUGCCCCGUCUUCUGCUUGGGUCGCUGUUUGGUUUUGGUCUGACGGUUCUAGAAUAUGCGAUCCAGAGGGAACGUGAUAAGUAACACCGUUCACAAUCCCGAUGCUAGCAAGCACCCUGUCCCCCUUAAUGGCGAGGACUCGGAUAGUCUUAUGGAACGGUAUAUACGAAGCAAAUACGAGUACAAGUCGUUUAUGCGGGAAACCGUGCAGCCACAGAACUCGUCUACCUCGUCUAUAUCCUCUGGUGCUUCAUCGAGUACGAGUGGUCUGUCCUUACCUUCGUCUGCUUCGUCUAAUUCUUCCUUUCCCUCAUCUAAUGCUUCGACCUCCUCGGCCCGGAUAACAGCUCCCCCGACUAGAUCUGUGUCCACUGGAUACGUGGCGUCAAGAAACCCACCGGCCCGUACCUCUUCUCCGUCGCCGUCUUCUUCCUCGAAGGUCUCUCAGGUUCUCGGGUUGGGGUCGAUGCCAUACACUGACGCUCGACAGGCACCCCCUGUCGGCCCAGUGGUUUUCCCGCAUGGAAUGGUCACGGCCCCGCCGUAUCAAGAGCAGCUACAGAGCCUAAAGGAUAUGGGUUUCAAGGAUGAGCGGAAGAUCAUGGAGGUUCUCAAAAGCGUAAACGGUAAGAUUAUCGAGGCUUCGGAGAUUUUGCUACGACUCGGCAACAACGGCUCGUCGAAUAGCCCACCGAUUACGGCUGGGAUUAGUAUCCAGAAGUCGGGUGGGAGCGUGAAUCCAUUCGAUGCUCUGGACCGGGACCUACCGCCUCUGCCACCUGGUGCUACGGAGGUUGGUGGGAUCAAGCCGCAGAAUGUACCUCCCCGGGUAGUGCCGCAGCAGCCGCAGCAACAACAAACUUCCGUGGGAUAUCAAAGCUCGUAUCAGACGCAGGCACCUGCUCCGGUUGCAAGCCUUGGAGGCGGGUAUCAGUGGUUUGACACUCAGCAGCAGCAGGGCCAACAACAAGUUAACGGAAAUGCGGCAUAUGGGCAACUAAUGCAGGGACAGGAUUACCAGGGUUUUGCCCAGCAGCCACAACAGCAGAUGCAAGCUCCGCAGACGAAUCCCUACACCAGCUUUACUGCUGGCACUGCGUUCUCUCCUACACCGGCGACUGCCGGUUCUGUAAACAUGAAUGGGGGAAUUGGCGGUUAUAAUCCCUUUUUGAGUAAUUCGGCUCCACCGAUGCAGAAGCCGUAUAAUCCUCCGGUACAGCCGGCCCCGCAGAAUCCUUAUCUGCAGCUACAGCAGACUCAACAGCAGCAAGAGCAGUUACGGCAACAGCAAUUACAGCAACAGCAAGCUCAACAGCAGAUCCAACAACAAGCUCAGCAACAAGUCCAGGCUCAGGUGCAGGCUCAAGCGCAAGCUCAGUUCCAACAGCAACAAGCCCCCUACAACUCACAGCAGUGGCCACCCACCUCCGCCACGCUCUCGUACCCUCAACAACCUCAAAUGAACCCGUACCAAUCUAACCUCCAAGCACAACAAUCGCUGAUGCCCCAACGCGCUGUCAUUGAUAAAUCCUCAAUUUUGGCGCUAUACAAUUACCCUCAGCUGGCUCCUCCGCCUAAUGGCAAUCCCGCCCAGCAACAGCAGCAGGAGAGCCAGGUUCCUGUCUCUAACGCCCCCCAGAAUCUGGCCACCAGGUUCGUCAGCGGAGGUGCAGUCUCGGCACCAGUGACCAAUGGGGUGGGUAGUAACAACCCGUUCCUCCCAUCUGCCCCCCUAGUAGGUGGUGUCGGCGGUGGUCGAGGCCACAUGAGUCAGGAAAGUGUGGAUUUUGGGGCAUGGCAGAGUGGACGACACAGUCCCGACGCUUUUGCAAGUUUAUCCUUCAGGCAGUAGUUUUGAUGAGGGAAGAGUAUUUUGUCUUGGUGCGGGGUUGCUUGGAGUUUUUCUUGGUAGUUUGAUGUGCUAUAUAUACCGCUUUUGCGUCGUUUUUCUGUCCAUGUUUUCGUUUUUCACUUUCAUCUUUUUUUUCAUUUCACUUUCUUUUGUUGGGGCUCGGUGGGAGAAAUUGUUUUGGAGAUACCUUAGCUUUUUUGUAAUUGUGGAAGUUUUUCCUUCUUUUUUUUUCUCCUCCUCCCUUGCUGUCGAUUCGAUCGAUGGGCACAGGAAUUUCGAAUGGAUUUCCGGAGGGUGAUAAGGGGAUAAUGAAUAGGGGGGGUAUAUUAUUGCUAUAUAGUGGGCAGUGUGGUGCAGUGAGCGGGUGAAGCAAUGGCGUCCGGUUAGCUAAGCGGGCUGUAACUUAAUUGAUGGGUGGGGUCUGGCUGGCUAUAUCGAGUCGGGAGCAAGAGAGAUGGUGGGGUUAAUCUACUGCACUGUAUGGUGGUCAUUAUGACAAUUGGAAAUAUUGUGGUCAAGUUACCAUUUCAGC
This is a messenger RNA of Tuber aestivum (summer truffle), 3174 nucleotides long. The record is from the annotation of a GenBank genome assembly. NCBI's taxonomy places the organism in Eukaryota, Fungi, Ascomycota, Pezizomycetes, Pezizales, Tuberaceae.